AUGGCCUCUUCUGUUCGCUACUACGCUGACCCCUCGGCGGCAGCCCGGUUUGCCACGGAUUUACUAGUAAAGGCUGGUCUUUCCACGGAAGAUUCCAAGAUCAUGGCGGAUUGCUUGGUUAUGGCAGAUGUCCGCGGUGUCGACACGCAUGGCCUAGCGCGGCUACCCCAGUACCUGGACCGCGUCCGGAAUGGCCGUGUCAAGGCAAAGCCUGAAUUCAAGCUAACCGAAAAAACACCCACAGUGGCUCACAUGGAUGGGGACAACGGCUUCGGCUUCGUUGUCGCUACCAAGGCCAUGACAGAAGCCAUUAAACGAGCAGAGACUUACGGAAUCGGUAUGGUCGCAGUAAACCAUUCUAAUCACUUUGGCAUGGCCGCUACAUAUGUGAUUCAGGCGCUGGAGAAGGACAUGAUCUCUUUAGUAUUUACCAACUCAGCUAAACAGAUGCCGCCCUUUGGUGGCAAGGAGAAUCUUCUUGGUAUCUCUCCUUUUGCGGCUGGUGCUCCUUCUAGUACCGAGGUCCCCUAUAUCUUGGAUAUGGCCCCUUCUGUCGUUGCGAAGGGCAAGAUCCGCCGUGCCGCCCGUCGUGGGGAGCCCAUCCCUGAAGGCUGGGCUUUUGGCCCCGAUGGCAAGCCUACUACAGACGCAAAUGUGGCGUUGAAUGGAAGCAUGGCUCCAAUUGGAGGACCAAAGGGAUCAGGGCUCGCCAUCUUGAUGGACAUCAUGUCUGGCGUCUUAACGGGCGCCGCAUUUGGAGGUGAAAUUGGAGAUCAAUAUAAGGAUCCUAGACCCCAAAAUGUCGGUCACUGUUUUAUUGCGAUUAAGCCCGAUAUUUUCAUCACCACCGCUGAAUUCAAAGCCCGGAUGGACACUUUGGUCCAACGUGUUCAUCAUGUUCCGCCUGCCCCGGGGUUUAAUGAGGUGCUUUUCCCUGGAGAGCCAGAACAUCGAAUGGGAAUCCAGCGCCGGAAGGAAGGCAUUCCCUAUGCCGAGGCGGAGAGGAAGAUGUUUAGUGAAGCUGCUGAGCAGUUUGGUGUUUCUGAAAUCCCUCUUUCGGAGACUCCCCUUUCUCUGUCCUAA
Aspergillus novofumigatus IBT 16806 is the source of this 1083-nucleotide messenger RNA. Its product is annotated as Ldh family oxidoreductase. The record is from RefSeq and is a predicted model, not a curated record. NCBI's taxonomy places the organism in Eukaryota, Fungi, Ascomycota, Eurotiomycetes, Eurotiales, Aspergillaceae. Gene Ontology annotation, molecular function: oxidoreductase activity. The transcript has 3 exons. The coding region runs from base 1 to 1083 and encodes 360 amino acids.